Molecule: messenger RNA, 2247 nt
Organism: Quercus robur (English oak)
Lineage: Eukaryota; Viridiplantae; Streptophyta; Magnoliopsida; Fagales; Fagaceae
Product: receptor-like protein 43
Exons: 2
Coding region: 1-2247 (748 amino acids)
Molecular function (GO): protein binding
Source: RefSeq, a predicted model, not a curated record
AUGGCAUCAUUCUUCUGUUACUUGAUGUCCAUACGCUUGCUUUUUUUACUUUCACUGUUGCAUGCAAUUGCCACAAACUGUUCUGCUUCUAGUCAGCCUCUCUGCCAUGAUGAUGAGAGCUAUGCCUUGUUGCAAUUCAAAGAAAGCUUUCCAAGGAACGUGAAUGAUUGUAAUGAUCCUUUUGCUUAUCCUAAGAUUGAAUCUUGGAAAAUGGAAGGGGUGGACAAAGAUUGCUGCUUGUGGGAUGGUGUUGAGUGCGACAAGAACACAGGUCAUGUGAUUGGCCUUGACCUCAGUAGCAGCUGUCUCUAUGGUUCUUUGUCCUCCAACAACAGCCUCUUUAGUCUUGUUUAUCUUCAAAGGCUUAAUCUUGCUUCUAACUACUUUAGCUUCUCCCGCAUCCCGUCAGAAUUGAGCCAACUUUCUAGGUUGACAUAUCUCAACCUAUCCAAUUCAUCUUUUUCUGGCCAAAUUCCAUCACAAUUUUCAGAACUUUCCAAGUUAACAUCCCUUGAUCUGUCAUAUAAUUCUAUGUUACAUCUCGUAAGUCUAAAAGGUUUAGUUCAAAACUUAACCAGCCUGACAGAUUUACGUCUCAGUUACGUUCAAACAUCAUCUCCAAUGCCUGAAAUCUUUUCGAAUCUCUCGGGCUUGACAACACUCCAUUUGAUUGGUUGCAGAUUGCAUGGAGAUUUUCCUGUUGGAGUUUUUAAGCUACCGAAGCUAGAGAAUCUCAGGGUGAGUGAAAACCAAGAUCUCAUGGGCUAUUUGCCUGAAUUCUACUCUAGCAGCCCUCUUAGAAUUUUAUGGCUCCAGCGUACUAAUUUUUCUGGGGAACUACCAACUUCAAUUGGAAACCUUGAGUCCUUGAAUAUACUCUCGAUUGGGAGUUGUAAUUUCUUUGGUCGCAUUCCACCUUCCCUUGGCUUUGGCCAGCAUCUAGUCAAUUUUCCAUGGCCUCAACUACAUAUUUUGGAUCUUAGCUUCAACAAGAUACAAGCACUACCCCCAAUUCCACUGCCAUCCAUCUUUGUUUAUUCCGUUGCAAACAACUUGCUUGAAGGAGAAAUUUCACCAUGGAUUUGUAACCUUAGUUCUCUUUAUUCCCUUGAUUUGUCAAAUAACAAGUUCAGAGGCAUACUUCCUCAUUGUUUGUGCAACGUCAGCAACACUUUGAGUAUAUUGAAUCUUCGAGGCAAUGGUUUUCAUGGGACGAUUCCUCAAUUAUGUGCAAAGGGAAGUAGAGUGAAGAUGAUUGACUUGAGCCAAAAUCAGUUCGAGGGGGUUCUACCAAGAUCAUUAUCAAAUUGUGAAAUGCUAGAGAUUCUAAAUCUUGGAAGCAAUCGGCUCAAUGAUGUUUUUCCCUCUUGGCUGGGUACUCUUCCAAAACUAAGGGUACUUAUUCUACGACAUAAUGGAUUCUAUGAUGUAGUGGGGAGUCCUACAACCAUGUUUGCAUUUCCAAAAUUGCACAUUCUUGAUCUCUCUGACAAUAAACUUACAGGUAAGUUGCCAUUUGAAUACUUCAGAAAUCGUAAGAGUAUGGAGAAAGUUGAUGCAAAUAGCUUCACAUAUAUGCAAGCAUCUACAAUUGUAUUGCUGGCGGGUUAUAAUGUGCCUGAAUAUUACCCUUACUCGAUGACAAUAAUAAACAAAGGUAAGGAGACAAUAUAUCCAAAGAUAUUGGAAGUCUUUGUAGCUAUUGAUCUUUCAAGCAACACAUUCAAUGGAAAGAUUCCAGAAUUUAUUGGGGAUCUAAAUGGGUUCCAAUUGCUUAACCUUUCCAACAAUAAUCUCAUUGGUCAUAUCCCAAUUUCUUUGGGAAACUUGACAACAUUGGAAUCACUUGACCUUUCUCAAAAUAAGCUUUUAGGGCAGAUACCUUGGCAACUAACACAACUUACUUUCCUUGAAUCCUUCAAUGUCUCACAUAACCAACUUACAGGGCCUAUACCGCAUGGUAAACAGUUUGAUACAUUUGAUAAUAGUUCUUUCGACGAAAAUUCAGGAUUGUGUGGAAGUCCAUUGUCAAAGAAAUGUGAAGAUCUUGAGCCUUCACCUCUACCCACUGAAAGCAUUGAAGAAGAGCAAGACUCAUGGUUUCACAUUGAAUUUGACUGGAAAAUAAUCAUGAUGGGAUAUGGUAGUGGACUUGUAAUUGGAGUUGUUGUUGGAAACAUUGUGACUGAGAAGUUUGGAAGAACUAGGAAGAGGCAACACAAAAGGGGAAGGCAUCAACUUUAUUAG